Rhodamnia argentea is the source of this 2517-nucleotide messenger RNA. Its product is annotated as preprotein translocase subunit SCY2, chloroplastic. Gene Ontology annotation, biological process: SRP-dependent cotranslational protein targeting to membrane, translocation; protein localization to chloroplast; chloroplast organization. The transcript has 14 exons. The coding region runs from base 81 to 1799 and encodes 572 amino acids. Gene Ontology annotation, molecular function: transmembrane protein transporter activity; signal sequence receptor activity. Gene Ontology annotation, cellular component: plastid envelope; membrane. NCBI's taxonomy places the organism in Eukaryota, Viridiplantae, Streptophyta, Magnoliopsida, Myrtales, Myrtaceae. The record is from RefSeq and is a predicted model, not a curated record.
UUCUUUUGCCUCGCGGGUGUUUCUUCAUUCAUGAGCACGAACUGCGAAGCGUCUCGUUGUAAAGCUAAGCUCCCCCGGCCAUGGAGGCUACGCUUCUCAGCCCAAGCUUCUUCCAUUGCGGACCUUUCGCCAUCAAACGCAGUUUCUCUCGAGGAUUGGAGAGGGAAGGAAUUCUAUCAAAUUGUCCACCGUGUGAGGGAACUCGGUUAUCCCUUAAGACGACUUAUUUGCAACCCGGCAGUGGACACCUGCUGCUGAACAACAGGCAUUUUCCCUCAAGAGCAAGGCAAAAGUUCUCUGUUUACUGUUCAAACCUGAAUGACCAGGCUGCAUCUUUGCAUUCUCUUACCCUUGAAGCUGUUCCAGCGAGAUCAGAAGCAGGAGAAGAGUCUCCCAAUUUUCACGAUCUGAGUAGCUCUGGGAUUCUUCAAGCAAAACCUAAAGCAUUUAGAAAUAGAUUUUUGAACUUCGUCCGUCUAAGCUCUGUCCUCAAUAAUGCUGCUGAAUAUUUUUUUAAAAGCGAGAUGCGGAGAAGAUUAUUUGUGACAGCAGCAUUGCUUGUGCUAAGUCGUGUCGGCUAUUUCAUUCCUUUGCCCGGAUUUGACAGACGAGCGAUGCCUCAAGAUUAUCUCAGCUUUGUGUCAGGAUCUGUCGAUGAACUUGGUGAUUUGACAACAGAGCUUAAGUUGUCAUUUUUCCAGCUUGGGAUCAGUCCCCAGAUAGUAGCAUCAAUUCUUAUGCAGGUGCUUUGUCAUGUUGUUCCCUCCUUGGUAAAGCUGCGGAAAGAAGGCUUAGAUGGCCACGAGAAGAUUAAGAGUUAUAUAUGGUGGAUUUCCCUUGGUUUUGCAAUACUGGAGGGUUUCAUUGUGUCUUGUUAUUCUCUGCCAUAUUCAAUUUACGCUACCACUAGCAGGGUCAAGCAUGUUAUGGUGACUACUCUUUUAUUGGUCUGCGGGGCAAUGACCAUGACUUGGAUAUGUGACACAAUAUCAGAGUCAGGAUUUGGUCAAGGAUCAUCUCUGAUUAUAUGCUUGGGAAUAUUAACUGGUUACAAAGACACCUUGCUCAAGGUGUUAUCUAAUCUCUCAGGAAGUGCUGUGAGUUGGUGGCCUUAUGUGCUGGCAGUUUUGGGUGUUUUCACUACAGUUACUAUGUGGGCAGUUGUUGUGACAGAGGGCUGCAGAAAAAUUAAGCUGCAGUACUAUGGUUUUAAACUUGCAUCUUCAGCAAGAGGUGAUUCCCCGAUCACAGAAGUGGAGCCCUAUAUCCCCUUCAACAUCAAUCCAUCCGGAAUGCAGCCUGUUCUGACCACUUCAUAUCUCUUGGCAUUUCCCAGCAUUCUUGCGAGUAUCCUGGGUUCACCUUUCUGGGAGCGCAUCAAGCAGAUUUUGAACCCUGAAAAUUCAAUUGGUGCUGAGCCGUGGGUUUACUAUUCGAUAUAUGCUUUUUUCGUUUUCUUGUUCAACAUAUUUGACAUUGCCAACUUGCCAAAGGAAAUCGCUGAUUACUUAAAUAAGAUGGGUGCCCGAAUACCAAAUAUUAAGCCUGGGAAGGCCACCAUUGAAUACCUUACCAAGAUCCAAGCGUCGUCUCGUUUUUGGGGUGGUCUAUUGUUAUCGAUUCUAGCAACUACAUCCAGCAUUUUGGAUCACUACUUACGCCGAAUUAAUGAGGGAUUUGCAAUCGGGUUGACAUCUGUGUUAAUCAUUGUGGGUUCGAUCAUUGAAUUAAGAAGAUCCUACCAGGCAUACAACGUAAUGCCCAGUUUAAGCAAAGCUCUUAAACGAUAUGGUGUAUGACAUAACCAGAGGAGAGCAAGUCUCUGUUUCAAAGGGAACAUCGCAAGUUUUCUCAUGAACAUGGAAGAACCUACUACUCUGCUCUAAUCAUCCUAUGUUCCCCUGUGUCUUCCGCUUGCCAAUGCAAAGGAGAAGGCUCCUGCAACGACCGAAGUGGCAGUACCGGUGCCCACUGCACUGGCUUGCAAGGACCGAAGAUUGAAAACUGGACUAAGCCUUGUAAUGUUAUGAGAAAAGGCAUUGUCUUCAACCUGGUUUGAUGACCACAAGCUUGUCAAUCUGGGUUAUUCCCCACUCUGUGGUAACCACGUAGUUAGAGGUCGCUGCCCGUCUUGUGUAAGGUCGAGCAUCCAGAAUCUUGUCAAUGAUUAUCAUCGAGUCGUGCAUAAGUGAGAGGCCUUCAGGACCUGGGCAGUACUCUGAUUUGCUUAAAGGUGUAUAUUACCGGACUUGUUACUCGGUGUUUUCCCGCCUCGGAUACUUACAUGUCGCUUUCCUGCGACUGAAAGUUGCAUAUUAACUUUCGAUCAGCAUUCGUUUGUGUUAUUAUCCAGCGGUUUGGCAAUCUAAUUUGUAAAGUUUGUGCUCUUAUCAUGGUUCAUUAGCUAAACUCCUCUCAUUCGACUCACAUAUGUGAUUACCUUAAUACACACCCUCAAUUCGUUGGUACAUAGACUCGUGCGUCCCUGAAUUUAAGCUCUGAGCUCUCUUUUGGUUA